Molecule: messenger RNA, 626 nt
Organism: Arabidopsis lyrata subsp. lyrata
Lineage: Eukaryota; Viridiplantae; Streptophyta; Magnoliopsida; Brassicales; Brassicaceae
Product: probable disease resistance protein RF9
Source: RefSeq, a predicted model, not a curated record
UUUUUUCUGUUCAGUUCAUCUGUUCCCAGUGUGCGCACUAGAGCAAAGUUGGAUAGUGGGAAGUUACCUUCUAGCAUCGGAAAGCUCAUCCACUUAAGAUAUUUGAGUUUAAGUGGAGCUCAGGUAUCUCAUCUUCCUUCUUCUCUACAAAAUCUGAAAAUGUUGAUCUAUCUAAAUAUAAAUGUAACUGGGGGAUCUAUUUCCGUGCCCAAUGUCUUGAUGGAGAUGCAAGAAUUGAGAUACCUUGCAUUACCAAGUAAUAUGCUUAAGAGCACAAAGUUGGAAUUGAGUAAUCUAGUGAACUUGGAGACCUUAGUUAAUUUCUCAACAAAGAUUGGCAGUUUAGAGUAGGAUCUCCAUUGUAUGACAAGGUUGAGGAUUCCUACUCUUUCAAUUGAACUAGAAGAAGGCUCCAUGCCCCUUCUCCAGAGUCUCAGUAUUAGUUAUUGUUAUGAGUUGAAAGAGCUUCCUGAUGGGCUGCGUUUAAUCACUUCCAUAAAUAACAUGAAUAUGAAUAUGGGAAGGGAAUGGGAGGAGAGAUUGUCAGAAGGAGGAGAAGAGUACUACAAAGUCCAACACAUCCUUUCCGUUGUAUUUGGCAGGUUGUUAUAGAUAUAUAAUGAGAC